UUACCCUUAAAAUGCGCGCCUCGCGGCCCCCCACGCCUCCCUCCCUGCGGAGUGGGGAGUCCCUGUAGACAUUAGGGUCCCGCCGCCUUUGGGGUUAAAGUCGCUCGGAGGCCGGCUCUGCCCGCGUCUCCGUCCCUCGGGGCGGUGUAGACGCGUCCUCGUGCGCCGGUUGUCGAUUUACAGUCCGUUGUUGGCCUCGUUUCCCCACCCCUAGCCACGAGCAUUCCUUGGGCGCUCGGCAGCUCGGUCCAGGAGAGGGGGCGUCCUCCCCAGUCCUGGGGGGCCGCGGGCCCCACCCCUCUCCUCAGCCGCUCCCUGUCCGCCCGCUGCCGCCCCUAAGCCUCCCCGGUCCCCGCGAGGUCCCAGGGCCUGGUGAAAGGAAGAGUCACCUCCACCUGCGCCACCCACCCGUCUCCUCCCGUGUCAGCUGUCAGCUCAGUACUGACUGGCAAUGACCCGUCCCUGCAACUGGCUGUUGCCCACCCUGUGGUUGUGCACCGCUGUCAGCCCUCCUCACCGUCUCAGAACGGUGUGUAUCCUUCCUCCACUGUGCCACUGUGGUUAACCCAGGGUUUUAUUUUAGUGUACUGCAAAAGUGUAUCGUGCAUAAAACACACACACUGAAUGAAGAUUUUAUUUUCUUUCCACUCUUCCAUAUUCAAAACAAAAUUCUGCAGUAACUACAUUUCUCUGUGCAGUGGGCAGCAGAGGACCGUCUUCUACAUGGUGAGGCCUUCCCUGUGCGUGUGGUUGUGGCCUGGCACGGAGUGUGUUAAUUCUAAGCAUCAAACAGCUAACCUUGACAUUCAAGAUUGACUUCCAAGGACUCUCGUGUUACCUGAAGAGGAGGAAGAGGGAAGAAAAGCAGUCAGGGAUGGCUCUGACGCAGGAACAGGUGACAUUCAGGGACGUGACCAUAGAAUUCUCUCAGGAGGAGUGGGAUUGCCUGGACCCUACUCAGAGAGCUUUGUACAGGGACGUGAUGCUGGAGAACUACAGGACCCUGCUGUCCCUCGAUAUCUUUUCUAAAUAUGUCACCAAGGAAUUGCCACCAGAAAGGAAUAGUAAUUUAGAAGAAAUAUUCCAAACAGUGGUGUUAGAAGCACAGGAAAGCCAUGAAAUUGAAGAAUUUCAUCUCAGGGACAUCCAGAAAAAUGUACAUGACUUUAAGUGUUAUUGGACGAAUGAGGAAAGACAUCAUAAAGGAGUGUGUAUGACUCAAAAGGAACAUCUCACUGAUAGACAAAAGCAGUAUGGUAGAAGGGCUACAGAAAAGAAGCAUAUUAAAAAUCAACUUGGAACAAGGUUUCAGUUACAUCUACCUGAAUUGCAGCUGUUUCAAGCUGAUGGAAAAAUUUAUGAAUAUAAGUGUGUUGUGCAGUCUAUUAAUAGUGGUUCCUUGGUUUUGCCCCACCUGAGAAUUCCUCCCAGUGUCAAAACCCAUAUUUCUCAUAAAUUUGAAAAUGAUUUUAUGGAUUCUUUAUUCACACAAGAACAGGAGGCACACAUUAGUACAAAAUCUUACAAAAAGAAUGAAUAUGGCAAAACUUUUAAUCGAGGCUCACACUUUAUUGUAAAUGAGUUAAUCCAUGCUGGAGAGAAACAAUUUAAAUGUGAUAUAUGUGGCAAGGUCUUCAACCAAAAAUCAAACCUUACAAGUCAUCGGAGAAUUCAUACUGGAGAGAAACCCUACAAAUGUAAUGAAUGUGGAAAGGUCUUCAAUCAUAUUUCACACCUCGUACAACAUCGGAGAAUUCAUACUGGAGAGAAACCCUACAAAUGCAAUGAAUGUGGAAAGGUCUUUAGUCAUAAAUCAUACCUUGCAAAUCAUCAGAGAAUUCAUACUGGAGAGAAACCUUACAAAUGUAAUGAAUGUGGCAAAGUUUUCAAUCAGAUUUCACACCUUGCAAGUCAUCGUAGAAUUCACACUGGAGAGAAACCUUACAAAUGUAAUGAAUGUGGAAAGGUGUUCCAUCAGAUUUCACACCUUGCACAACAUCGGACAAUUCAUACUGGAGAGAAACCUUACAAGUGUAAUGAAUGUGGCAAAGUGUUUAGUCGCAGUUCACACCUCACAUGUCAUCGUCGGAUUCAUACUGGAGAGAAACCUUACAAAUGUGACGAGUGUGGCAAACUCUUCAGCCUUUCACACCUUGCACAACAUCGGAGAAUUCAUACUGGAGAGAAACCUUAUAAAUGUCAUGAGUGUGGCAAUGUCUUCAGUCACAAGUCAUCCCUAGCAAAUCAUCAAAAAAUUCAUACUGGAGAGAAGCCCUACAAAUGUAACGAAUGUGGAAAAGUGUUUAGUCGCAAUUCGUAUCUUUCAGAACAUCUAAUAAUUCAUACUGGAGCAAAGCCUUACAGAUGUAAUGAAUGUGGCAAAGUCUUCAGCCAGAAUUCAUAUCUUGCAUGUCAUCACAGAAUUCAUACUGGAGAGAAACCUUACAAAUGUGAUAAAUGUGGCAAAGUCUUCAGUCUGCAUUCAUCCCUAGCACAUCAUCAGAGAAUUCAUACUGGAGAGAAGCCUUAGAAAUGUAAUAGCUGUGUUAAGGUCUUCAGUCAUAAUUGACAUUUGUACACUGGAGAAUUCAUGGUGGAGAGGAACCUUACAGAUGUAAUAAGUAUGGCAAAGCUUUUAGUGUGUGUUCAGUCCUACCCCAUUGUGAAAUUCAUAUUGUGAAAAUGGAAGGGUCUUCAAUGAGAAUUGAUAACUUCAGAAUCACUGGAGAUUUUUUAUUGGAAAGCUGAUAAAUGAGGCAAAGUCUUCAGUGUUCAAACCUUGCAAAACCAUAGGAAAAUUCCUACUGGAAAGAAGCUUUACAUGUGUGUUAUGGAUGUGUGAAAGCUGUUAGUUUUUGUUGAAAGCUUACUAUUAGUUAAUCCAUAGUGAAGAGAAACUUUGCCAAUGUAUUUUUUGUGACAAGGUCUUAAGGUGAAAGUCACAUCAGUAUUCACCUAAGAAUUCAUGUUAGAAGCUUCACAACUGUAAUGAGAGUACAAAAUCUUAUUUUAGGAAAAGAUUCACUUAUUCAAAAGACAGACUUACAAAGAGGGAGAGACAGAUCUUUGAUCCACUGUUCCACUCCCCCAAAAGGCUUCAACAGCUGGGGCUGGGCCGGGCUGAAAUCAGGAGCCAGGAUAUCCACCUGGGUCUCUCGCAUGAGUGGUAGGGACCCAAGUACUUGGGCUGUCUGCUGCGCCCCCAGGUGUAUUAGCAGGGAGGUGGAUCAGAAGUGAAGCAGCUGAGACUCACAACUCGUGCUCAUGGGAUGCCAGGGUCAUGGGCAGCAGCUUAAUCUGCACAAUGCCCAGAGUGUGGAGAAUGUAAGUAUCCAUUCAGGCCUCACUAGACAGAUACUCCAUUCUGGAGAGAAAACAUACAAAGCUUGUGUCUGUAGAAAAUCCUCUCGGUACUCGCAUCUCAGUAACCAUUGGGUAAUCCAUACUGGAGAGAAACCAUAGAAAUGUAAUGAAUGUGACAGAGCAUUCUCACACAGUCCGUACUGUGCACAUUAUCAGAUAAUUCACACUGGAGAGACCUUGCAGAUAAGUCUGGCAUGCCAUUGUGAGUCCAAGCAUUAACCAACAUCACAGAAGCUGUAUUGAAGAGUUGUGUAACUAAUAUGUGUGUCCAAGACGUCCACACCCAGAAACUCACUAAGCACCAAACAGCACAUCUCUAAUGAAACCAUAGGAAUGUAAUUUGCAUACUGAGUAUGUUGUCUAGCAUCCAAACUGUAGAGCAGCAUUCAAACCAGAGAGCAACCUUACAAGUGUAAUGAGUAUAAGAAGUAUUUUUAAUCAAAACAUUUAUGAUUUUGUUGUCAUGAGAGGAUUUAUCAAGGAGAAAAAUCAGACAAAAAUAAUGACCCUGGAGUCAUGAGAGGAUUUAUCAAGGAGAGAAACCAGACAAAAAUGAUAAACCUGGAAUGUUCACUAGUCAAAGUGCGUCCCCAGGAUUCACCAAAGAAUUCAUACUCUAAAGGACCCUUAUAAAUGUAGUGAUACGGUAAAUUAGCCAACUCUGACAAUACAUUCCACAUCAGAAUUCAUAAAGUGAGUACAUUGUAAUUGUUCAAGACUAACUUUUGAUGUCAUACAUUGCAGAAUAAUUGCAAGUCAGAAUAUGUUAGGAAUUAAGUUAAAAUGUCAGAGGUGCAAAGAUACUUGGAAACUAAAUCCUCAGGUUUUAAAACAUUCCUUUUUUUGAGGUUUCUUGGAAAGUUUUUUAGUAUUUUCUCCUUUUAAAAUGAAAUUAGAAAUCUGAUGUUAUGCCUUCCUUUCAUGUCUUGUGGUGUAUAGGAAAGAAGGAAAAAGGCCAUAAUUAUGCUUCUGGGUGGUGUGUGCCUAACCUGGGGUCACUUAGACCAAGGACAAGGAAAGGGGCUUAGGAGGGGGUUCUAUGCUCACCCUCACAGAACCGAACAGCACACAGAACACUGAGGGGCCUACUUGCCGAAAUCCAAGGGGGAGUCCGACACGCUGUCUCUUUCUCAGUCACGUUGGCAUGCCAGAUGGUGCUGUGGAUUCGUUCCUGAGAGGAGGAGCGUGGUGGGGGCAAGAAGCGCAGAGUCACCACACAGACCCUGGGAGUCAGGUGAAAGUGGGCCAGAGGGGAGCAGCCUGCAGACUUAUUUAUUUCAGUUGGUACAACAGCUUAUAUAGCCAAGACAGCCAAUCAGGUCAAGGGGUGGUUUAUGCCCUAACCAAUCACAGCCUGUUGCCAGGCAGGCUCCAUUUGCCAUGUGAUUUCCAAAGCCAUCCAAUCUCAGCCUGUUCCAGGCAGGCUCCAUUUGCCAGGUGGGUUUCAAAGCCAUACCUGAGUAACUGAUGUUCCCUUGCCAGUGGCCAUCUUGAUAUGGCCUUCUCAUUCCACCACAGGUGAGGAAAGUUCUUAUUGCUGUUCCUGGAUAAAAAGAAUACUGCCUUUUACAUUUUAAUAUCUGUAUUUGAGAACAUUUGCAAGGGGCUGAGAAUAAUGCUAAUACUAUGAUGUCAGUCAUCCUGCUUAUUGCAUUCAGUUUGCCAUUUUCCCAACAGGGAUUUAGGUAAGGAGUGCUCUGCCACUUGCCUGUAAAAUUGUUAGAAAGGUCUUCCGUUUCCAUUGGUUCACCCCCCAAUGGCCGCUGCGGCUGGUGCACCAUGCUGAUCCAAAGCCGGGAGCCAGGUGCUUCUCCUGGUCUCCCAUGUGGGUGCAGGGCCCAAACACUUGGGCCAUCCUCCACUGCACUCCCGGGCCACAGCAGAGAGCUGCACUGGAAGAGGAGCAACCGGGACAGAAUCUGGUACCCCUACGGGGACUAGAACCUGGUGUACCAGCGCUGCAGGCAGAAGAUUAGCCUAUUGAGCCACGGCGCAAGCAAGUGAUAUGUUCUUAAGGGUUGAUUAUGUGGUUGAAAUACAAGUGAAAUGGUGGUCACCUAUAUUGAAUAGCAAAAGCUAAUGUAUAACAAGAUUGAUGAAAAAUUAGCCUUGUUUUUGAAAUUUAAGAGAGAAUGGUUACUGGAGAGUAGCAUUUAAUCAACUGCAAAGUAUGCUCUUGAUCAGGAAUCAUAUUCAACUGCUAGCAUUGUAUUUCCUACUGCUUUAUUCAGAUUAUGAGGUCUUAAUAAAAUUUAAUCUUUUUUCAUA
Oryctolagus cuniculus (rabbit) is the source of this 5631-nucleotide messenger RNA. The record is from RefSeq and is a predicted model, not a curated record. Lineage: Eukaryota; Metazoa; Chordata; Mammalia; Lagomorpha; Leporidae.